Messenger RNA from Synchiropus splendidus (mandarinfish), 526 nucleotides. RefSeq names its product ribosomal protein L23 (gene rpl23). Gene Ontology annotation, biological process: translation. The record is from RefSeq and is a predicted model, not a curated record. Lineage: Eukaryota; Metazoa; Chordata; Actinopteri; Syngnathiformes; Callionymidae. Gene Ontology annotation, molecular function: structural constituent of ribosome; large ribosomal subunit rRNA binding. The transcript is spliced from 5 exons. Bases 69 to 491 code for a protein of 140 amino acids. Gene Ontology annotation, cellular component: ribosome; cytosolic large ribosomal subunit.
GAUGUGGACUAUGCCUACGGAAUAUCUGACAACUCCUUCCUGUGUCUUUCUCUUUCCCUCCUGCAGCCAUGUCUAAGAGAGGACGUGGUGGUUCGUCUGGAGCCAAGUUCCGCAUUUCACUGGGUUUACCAGUCGGAGCGGUCAUCAACUGUGCAGACAACACAGGUGCCAAGAAUCUUUACAUCAUCUCUGUGAAGGGCAUCAAAGGUCGUCUGAACCGUUUGCCUGCUGCUGGUGUUGGUGACAUGGUCAUGGCCACAGUGAAGAAAGGCAAGCCAGAACUCAGGAAGAAGGUCCAUCCUGCGGUGGUGAUACGGCAGCGGAAGUCGUAUCGGCGAAAAGAUGGCGUCUUUCUGUACUUUGAAGAUAAUGCAGGUGUCAUUGUGAACAAUAAAGGAGAAAUGAAAGGCUCAGCCAUCACCGGACCAGUUGCUAAAGAAUGUGCUGACCUGUGGCCCAGGAUUGCCUCCAAUGCUGGCAGCAUAGCCUGAGUCUUCUCCCUGUUUCCAAUAAAUAAAUAAAUCAA